Molecule: messenger RNA, 3123 nt
Organism: Oncorhynchus kisutch (coho salmon)
Lineage: Eukaryota; Metazoa; Chordata; Actinopteri; Salmoniformes; Salmonidae
Product: CDC42 small effector protein 1-like
Exons: 5
Coding region: 459-686 (75 amino acids)
Biological process (GO): regulation of Rho protein signal transduction
Cellular component (GO): plasma membrane
Molecular function (GO): small GTPase binding
Source: RefSeq, a predicted model, not a curated record
UCCAGUUGUGGCGCUAUAGUUCUGCCACCGUAAAAGCCUGAGAACGAGGAGUGUAGCCUACCGCAGAACAUAGGAGACGUUUUACUUUACCACAUCUCGACUCGUGAGCUGACCGUUUUAAAGAUCUCAUGUUCGUUUGAGGGAGAAAGCGGAUUCCACACUGAUGUUACGGCCCUACAGUACCUGAGGCAGUGGAAAUCUGGGGAGACGAGCAUCCACAGGAUUCAGUGAGAGGGAAGAGAUGACAUUCUAAACGUUAAGAGAAAGGAAUAGAACCGGACUUGGCACUGUGCCUUGGGGGACACCCAUCUUUUUUGGGGACUGGACUGGUUGCAACGCCCUCACCAUUCCACCCUAAGCGGCGUUCUUGUUCUCCAACACGUCCUCCUCUGCCUGCAGGGCGUCCAGAGAACCAGGGCCUCCGGACCCACUCAGAGAAAAGCAGCAGCACAGUAGGGAUGAGCGAGUUCUGGCACAAGAUUGGCUGCUGCGUGGUGGCCAAACCUCCACCGAGGAAGAAGCGCAGGAAAAUCGACCGCAGCAUGAUCGGCGAGCCCACAAACUUUGUCCACUUGACACACAUUGGCUCUGGGGAGAUGGCAGAGGGCCGGGCCCCGUCGGGGCCGGUCCAGGAUAAGAUGAGGUCAAAAGGACCCAGUGCCAACGGCCGCAAGAGCAUGUUAUAGCUGCUGCCUACCAAGCAUGGAGAACCAUUUCCAUCCUCCGCUAUGCGCCCCUCUCAUCCCAAAUCAAAAGCAGUCACUGCAGCGUAACCUGUUUCCAAUGGAGCACUUGGCAAACCUGAGAGCGGACCCUAACAGAGAGCAUAGAGGCUCUUCCUGACGUCUGCAGGAUCUAUUUAGCCAAACAGGACGAUGGCCUUUCUGUGGUCACCACAAGAAUCGCCCUGCUCAGAGGAGGAUAGACUGACAUGUUUUUAUGCUUUUUAAAGAAAAGUAUUUGUCUUUCUGAUGGACUUUGGACUUCCACUGUAUUUCAGCCAACAACGUUACUGUGUCUGUGCCAGCAAGUGUAUGGGAUGGAGCCGGUGAGAGUGUUUAGCUAAAUUUGUUGACUAACAUGGCUGAUUCCAUUUCAGGAAGUGAAGAUUAUGUUCUCAAGGAUCACCUGAAUGUUGCAAACCAUUGACCUACUGCCAAACAAACUAUUUUGUGUAUCUGUCUAAUGAAUGAGGAUGCACCUUUUAUUUUCCUACAGUGCAUAGUUAAAGGUGUCUUCGUGUGUGUUUAUAAGUGCAAAAUGCUAUGUGAUUUUGUUGCUGUUUAGAUACCAGUACUGAGUAGUGUUAUUUUGAUUGUACCAGUUGCCAUAGAGCUGCAUUUGGACUGCUACCCAGUUGCCAUAGAGCCCCAUUUGGACUGCUACCCAGUUGCCAUAGAGCCCCAUUUGGACUGCUACCCAGUUGCCAUAGAGCCCCAUUUGGACUGCUACCCAGUUGCCAUAGAGCCCCAUUUGGACUGCUACCCAGUUGCCAUAGAGCCCCAUUUGGACUGCUACCCAGUUGCCAUAGAGCCCCAUUUGGACUGCUGCCAAAAUAAAGGAAACCCCAACAUAGUGUCUUUAAUAGGGCACUGGGCACUACGAGCCAGAACAGCUUCAAUGCACCUUGGUAUAGAUUCUACAAGUGUCUGAAACUCUUGGAGGGAUGCGACACCAUUCUUCCACCAGAAAUUCCAUCAUUUGGUGUUUUGUUGAUGGUGGUGGGAAACGCUGUCUCAGGCUCCGUUCCAGAAUCUCCCAUAAGUGUUCAAUUGGGUUGAGAUCUGGUGACUGAGACAGCCAUGGCAUAUGGUUUACAUAGUUUUCAUACUCAUCAAACCAUUGUGACCACUCGUGCCCUGUGGAUGGGUCAUUGUCAUCCUGGAAGAGACCAUUCCCAUCAAGGUAGAUCUGUUUCACCCUACAGUAGGUAGUGGUUAGAGCGUUGGACUAAUAACCGGAAGGUUGCGAGUUCAAACCCCCGAGCUGACAAGGUACAAAUCUGUCGUUCUGCCCCUGAACAGGCAGUUAACCCACUGUUCCCAGGCCGUCAUUGAAAAUAAGAAUAUGUUCUUAACUGACUUGCCUGGUUAAAUAAAGGUUAAAAAAAAAAAAAAAAAGUGAUCACUCAGAAUAGCUGUGUAUUUACUGAAGUUGACCUUGUCCUCUAUGGGGUUGAGUGGACCUAAACCAUGCCAGGAAAAUCCACCUCCACACCAUAAGAGCUGCCAAUAAGUACCCUCAUUUACUGGUGUGUCCUUUUGAGCAGUUACCUGUAGCUGGUCACUGUGAUACACAAUUUACUAGCACCUACUCUGAAAACCCCUAACUAUUAGUCAGCAGGAAGAGUCUGUUAGUAACAGGGGUUGUUGUUGUCGAAACACCCUGACCGUUACGGGGCUUUCCAGUGAUCUAUCCUGGAAUUACUCGGGAAUGCCACUCAUUAAAUCAACUUGAGCUUGUUGUAGGUGACGUGCACUCCAAGCUGGCUUGUGUCCUACAUGACAUCCACACGAUUCUGAAACCAGGUGGGAGUUUUAAAUAUCUGUUAUAAAUCAUGCAGUAGAAAUGAAAGUUUGUUUCCUGUACACAACUGUAUUUCUGACGUGCUUAGUAUACACAAUCUGUUGUGAAUAACUCGUCACUCUGUAGUUGUUUUUGCUAAGUGUGUCCAUAUUGGGGAAAACUCUGAAAUGGGAUGUUUUUUAAAUAUGGUAUCUUGUGUGAUUUCCUAGGCUGUUAUCCUAUAGCAGAACAUAUGGAGUAUAGAUGGUGUUGUACCUGAACAGUAUGUUGUCCCUUCACUAAUACCUUAUCUGUUUUAUACACUGGGCUUAAAGUUGACUUGAUGCUGAAGGUGGGACUUUGCAUACUGCUUGGUGGCUUUCCUGUCUUUGGUAGAGCUUGUAAUACUGAGUACAUUCUCAGCCCAACAGAAUGACUGCUGCCUUCAAGUUUCUGGGACAAUGUACAUUGGUAACGUCAGUAACUUGAGUCUGUUGGAAUUUCAGUGUCUUUCCCAUCUUUAUCAUGGUUGUUGUUAGACCAAAACUCAAGUUCAUUAGAAAUGAUUUGUGCAAUCUGUUGAUUUGUCCUGAAAUACAGUUCACAUUCUGAAUAGAA